AAAAUCGUACUUAGCCCAAACUUCAGGACUGGAGUUAUGGUGCUGAAAAUUCAGCUUUUCCAUCACAGGAAUAAAUUGCAUUUGAAAAUAUAUUCAAAUAUAAAGCAGUUCUUUUAAAUUGUAAUAAUAUUUCACAAUAUUACUGAUUUUACUGUAUUUUUCAUCAAAUAAAUGCAGCCUUGUCAUGACACAAGCAGAUAAUAUGAGUGGCAGCACUUCAACUGUCCUUGUCCUCCUCUUCUUAUUAAUCAUACUUGCUCUGGCUCUGGUGUAUUUUUAUAAAAAGCUUAAUGCGGACACAAAUGGACAGUACACCGUCCAGCGCAUAGUCUUCGCCCCCGGCGGCCUACGGGAUCGAUUGAGACAAGGAGUUGGGGUUGUGGAAAACAGAUUUGGUGUCCACAUUUGGCCUCAACCCCGUGAUGACGAGGAGAACAUAGGAGGUAAUGAUGAAGGGGACGAAGAGGGCAAAGGUCAUGACAAACAAAAUGACAGUUACGCAGAGGAGGGAGAACAGCAGGAAAAUGUUAACAGCGGGGACGAUUCUUCGAGUGACUAUUCCAGCGUUGACCUGAGGGAGAGGGCAAGGAUGCAGAGGGAGGAAAAGAAAAGUGACAAGGACGAAGCUGCGGAAGAGAAGGAGAAACAGGAGGAGCAGGAGGGAGGAGCAGCAGCAGGAGAGGAGGAGAAAAGUGAAGAAGUGAAGAACGAAGAGAAAGUGGGAUUACUCGUAGAUCUAACGCCAUUUAGAGGUAGCGCAAUUUGGUCUGAGGAGGACAAAGAUGGAAAUGAGGAAAAUGACUUGACUGCUUUAUGAAAAGCACAGACACAUGGCUUUCGAAUUUAAUAGGCGGGGAAUCAGGUGUUGUGGCCCAGUGGGCAGCACAAAACAUUUUUUUAUAUAUGUAAUUAAGAGUCAGUUGAACCCUGUAAAGCCUGACAUAAAAAUCUAAAAAAGUUUAUUGAACCUUAAGACAAAAUGUUUAAAACAAAUCGAUUUUGUGGAGCAUCAUGUUUGAUACUCAUAUUUUAACAUGAUUUUUGUAAAGCAGUUAUGUUUGGAUAAGUAAACCUAAAUUGCUUCAGAAUCUUGAAAUUUUACCUGAAGGGAAACUUUUUUAGAAUUAUAUUAAAAGGCCUUUUACUUGGGGAAAAAAAGAGGAAAAAAUGUAUAAAGCAUCAUUUCGACAAAGGAAGGCAUAUUUGAAUGUAUACUACCGGUUUUUCAAGUUUUGAUCAUGUUGAUAAAUUAGAGGGCUUAUAAGUUUCUGUAGGCUAUCAAAUAUACAGUAGGUUUUAACUUUAAAAGUCAGUAAAACAGUUCCACACCCUUUCUGUAAACUGUUCUAUCCACUUCCUGUUGUUUUUCUGCCAAUGCUGAUUGUGUGCAAAAAUACAUUGUCAAACUUGUUAACAUUUUUAUUAGAUGUAUAUAUUUUUUCAUUACAGAAUAUUUUUCAUGACAAUAAAGUGAUUUUCAGAA
Molecule: messenger RNA, 1483 nt
Organism: Ctenopharyngodon idella (grass carp)
Lineage: Eukaryota; Metazoa; Chordata; Actinopteri; Cypriniformes; Xenocyprididae
Product: cilia- and flagella-associated protein 251
Exons: 2
Coding region: 185-817 (210 amino acids)
Cellular component (GO): plasma membrane
Source: RefSeq, a predicted model, not a curated record